UUUCUUCAACUUAUAUCCAUUGAGAAUGUAUAAUAAUGAUAUGCAUAUAGGAGUAGGAAGGUACUUUAUUAGCUAUAAAUGUAGGAAAUAACUUCAAUAAGCGUUGUAGACAAAACAAAAACAGCUGCAGAUAUGACACAGGAUAAAAGAGAGAAGAUUGGCAUCAAAACUAAUACUAGCCAAGCCAAAACAAAAACCUGUGAUCAAAGGACCAAAAAAAAACUUUCUACCACUCUUUUGAACCUUUUGGACACUGAGGAUGAACUUUCUAGUAUCCGGUGGGAUUCAGUACCUAUGGAUGUAAAAGAGUGGUUAACAGACACUUUUGCAAAGAAAAAAGAGGCAUACAGACUGCAACCUGAUGAAAUAACAAGCAUUCGGAGUAUUUCAUACGCUUUAGAGAAUGGCGUUGUGGUAGAAAGGGAGCUCCGUACAGCCACUACUUCAAUGGGCAUGGCUUAUGAAUUUGAAGUAAUACAAGCUAUGAAGACUAUCGAUAAAUGGGAUUUUAAUGUGUUUACCUUAGAUGAAGCUGCUGAAGGACACUGCUUAAGAUUUAUGAUGUGUGAAAUAUUCAGCAAAUAUGAUCUUUUGAAACGUUUCCAGAUACCACUUAACAUUCUAAUCACCUUUGCAAAAGCUUUGGAAGCUGGUUACAGUAAACACAAAAAUCCAUAUCACAAUUCUAUCCACGCUGCAGAUGUUACUCAAACUGUGCAUGCCAUUAUGAUUCAUACUGGAAUGAUGCAAUGGUUCACUGACCUGGAGAUCUUAGCUAUUUUUUUUAGCAGCAUCAUCCAUGAUUAUGAGCACACCGGAACUACAAACCAUUUCCACAUAGAGACAAGGUCAAAAGCUGCUCUUUUGUAUAAUGAUAGAUCAGUUCUUGAAAAUCAUCACCUGAGUGCUGCUUUCCGCCUGCUGCAAGACAGAGAUACAAAUAUCUUAGGCAACUUAAUCAAAGAUGAGUGGAGGGAGUUGCGUCGCAUGGUUAUUAAUAUAGUUUUGUCUACAGAUAUGUCACAUCAUUUCCAGCAGAUGAAAGUCAUGAAACAUGUUCUGCAGUGUCUCCAGUUAACUGACAGGACACACAAGGAUAAAAUCAUGUCUUUUCUGGUACACAUAGCUGAUAUCAGUCAUCCAGCAAAGCCUUGGGAACUGCACCAUCGAUGGUCAGAAGCAUUACUGGAAGAAUUCUUUGAACAGGGAGACAAAGAGGCUGAAAUGGGACUUCCAAUUUCUUCGCUCUGUGAUCGCAAGACAACCAAUAUUGCAGAAUCCCAAAUAGGUUUUAUUGAUGUUAUAGUAAAACCAGCAUUUGUUCUUCUACUUGAAAGUGUGGAAAAACCAUCUACUCCUGUUACAUCUGAAGCUGCUAAUUCUCUAUGUGAAAAAGAUAGGAAAGAACAAUCCACGGAGAAUAAUGAAGUAAAUCCCAGUGGAAACUGUCUACCUAAAGAUUAUGUGAUUUGCCUAGAAAAACAGAAUUUAAACCUACCAAGCUUUAGGGGCCAAAUUCUGCACAAUAUUGAAACAAAUAGAAACAAAUGGAUGGAUAAUAAAGAAGCUGUUAACAAAGGAGAACCGCUAGAUAAGGAAAGCAACAAGGCUAAAAAGCAAGUUACAGUUAAAUCUAAAGGACAGCAAGGAAAACCUCAGAAAACAACAAAGGAAAAAUCCCAGGUUUCUAGCCCAAAGGAUUACUGUACUGCAGCACAAAAUCCCUCAACUUGCCGUUGUCAACUUUGUAUCAGCAAAGCAUUUGAACCAAUGGAGGUCAGCUUCAUAGUUUACAAUGCAAAUUCAUCAGAAUUAUCACAACCACAGCAGGAUACUGAUGUCAUGGAUGUCACGGAAUCAUAUGAGGAACUAGUAGAUAAUGAAAGUUCUUGGAGGAAAGCAACAUGUCAGAAUAUAGAUGAAAGCGUGCAAGAAAUGAGAAACAUGGUUCCCAAAACGAAGGUUCUGCAUCCUGAUGAAAGUGAUGAUGUUAUCAUUGAGGAAUUUAUGCCAAAUGAUCCAGAGCCCCCCAAAACUACUAAACCACCUGAUGAUGUUACUCCAAUGGAUUGUCAGCAACUACCUAAUCUUGGAUUUUUACGGACAAAUUUAACCAAAAGUGACCUGGAAAUUUUUUCACUGUGGAAUGAAGAAGUUAUGAGACGUGCAGCUGAUCAGCAGAAAAAAAAAUUGACCGACACAACCGUACAAGUGGCAGCGCAAUUGGUGCAAAAUGAACAGUGUCAAGGAAGUGGAAAAGCUCCUGCUCAAAAUCCUGAAACAUUCAUCUUACAAGUAAUCUCCGUUGAUUCUCCUUCUGCAACAUGCCAAGAUCACACGCCAUGUCAGCAGGGCGUUGCCAGUACUCCCGCCCCCACCAAUGCUCCUGUACCAGCAUCAAAUGUCUCUCAAGCAAAUGAAGCAAAUCCGUGUGGAGCUGCAGCUGUAUCUGUCACAUCCCUGAGUUAUGGGGUCUUUAAAAUCCCUUAGUAACUUGUUCACUUGCAGAGUCGGAUUGCUCUGUCUUCAAGCAGAAUAGGCACCCAUAUCACGUACAAGGCCAGUUGACGCAAAUAAAUAGAUCUUUUGCCUG
Molecule: messenger RNA, 2593 nt
Organism: Pantherophis guttatus
Lineage: Eukaryota; Metazoa; Chordata; Lepidosauria; Squamata; Colubridae
Product: dual specificity calcium/calmodulin-dependent 3',5'-cyclic nucleotide phosphodiesterase 1A-like
Biological process (GO): signal transduction
Molecular function (GO): 3',5'-cyclic-nucleotide phosphodiesterase activity
Source: RefSeq, a predicted model, not a curated record